CUCGGGGAGCUCGGUUUUUAGAGAUGUGAGUCUUGCUGAAGUUCUCAGCCGAAUAAAGCCCUUCCUUCUUUAACUCGGUGUCUGAGGGGUUUGUCUGUGGCUUGUCCUGUUUCAUUUCUUGGUUCCCUGACCAGGAAGCGAGGUGAUUAAUGGAUGGUCAAGGCAGCCCCUUAGGCAGCUUAGGCCUCCCCUGUGGAGCAUCCCUGCAGGAGACUCCAGCCAGCCUGACUGACGUGGAUCCUGAGAGUGCUCCCAGCACCUUUUCUGCUGCCAUGACAACCAUGCGAGGAAUGGAACAGGCCAUGCCAGGGGCUGGCCCUGGUGUGCCCCAGCUGGGAAACAUGGCUGUCGUACAUUCACAUCUGUGGAAAGGAUUGCAAGAGAAGUUCUUGAAGGGGGAACCCAAAGUCCUUGGGGUUGUGCAGAUUCUGAUUGCCCUGAUGAGCCUUAGCAUGGGAAUAACAAUGAUGUGUGUUGCAUUUAGUGCUUAUGGACAUUACCCUAUUUCCGUGUAUAUCGGGUACACAAUUUGGGGGUCAGUGAUGUUUAUUAUUUCAGGAUCCUUGUCAAUUGCAGCAGGAAUUAGAACUACAAAAGGCCUGGUCCGAGGUAGCCUGGGAAUGAAUAUCACCAGCUCUGUACUGGCUGUAUCAGCAAUCUUAAUCAACACAAUUAGCUUGGCGAUUUAUUCAUUUUAUCACCGUUACUGUAACUACUAUAGCAACCCAAAUAACUGUCACGGGACUGUGUCCAUCUUAAUGCACUGGGAGGUACUGAACCAGGGAAUAAACGUCUGUGAUUAUUUUAUCAGUGAAAAAAGUGAGAAGUUACUUCAGCAGAUCAAUAAUUGGUCAAGGGAAUGGCUGCCACUAGGAGGGUAUGGAUGGCAUGGUGCUCCUCUUAAGUGUGCUGGAAUUCUGCAUUGCUGUGUCCCUCUCUGCCUUUGGAUGUAAAGCGAUCUGUUGUACCCCUGGUGGGGUUGUAUUAAUUCUGCCAUCAAAUUCUCACAUGGCAGAAGCAGCACCUCUCACACCACUUAAUGAGGUUUGAGGCCACCGAAAGAUCAACAGACAAAUGCUCCAGAAAUCUAUGCUGACUGUAACACAAGAACCUCACAUAAGAAAUUACCAGAAUCCAACUUCGAUACUGAGAGACAUAUUGAUAUUAUUAUAUGUAAUCCAAUUAUGAACUGUGUGUGUAUAUAUAGAGAGAUAAUAAAUUCAAAAUUAUGUUCUCAUUUUUCCCCUGGAACUCAAAAACUCAUUUCACUGGCUCUUUGUCGAGAGUACUAGACGUCAAAUUAAUAAAUAAUGCAUUUAAUGAGGCAACAGUACUUGAAAGUUUUUCAUUCAUCGUAAGAACUUUAUAGGCAUUAAAUAAGGCAUUAAAUUGGCAAAUAAGAUCUGGAAGCAGAAAAGCAAAAAAGGUAUUGCUAAAAUGAGGCCUCCAUGCAAAACACAUACUUCUGCUCCCCUGUAUAAUAUUCCUCCCAUUUAUUUAACUUUUUUCUUCUCCCACCUAUGGGGACCAAAGGGCCUUUUCCUUCGGAAGUGGAGACACGUGGCCAUCUCCCCCUCCCUUUUUCCUCUCCUUCUGUUCUUCCCCCAUAGAAAGUACUUUGAAAUAGCACAGUCCAUCCUUGCACGUGCACAAGCUAUUAUUUGAGUAAAAAUAUACAUGGAGUAAAAAUCACAUUAAGCAUCAGAUUCAACUUAUAUUUUCUAUUUCUUCUUCUUCCUUUCCCUUCUCCCACCUUCUACUGGGCAGAAUUAUAUCUUAAUCAAAUUUGUAUCCUAUGCCAUAUAUGGAAAUGUGCAACAUAUGAUAUUUGUUAAAUACAUUUGUUUUUAUUGCAGAGCAAAAAUAAAAUGAGAAGCAAUA
Messenger RNA from Cercocebus atys (sooty mangabey), 1881 nucleotides. RefSeq names its product membrane-spanning 4-domains subfamily A member 4A. The transcript has 8 exons. Lineage: Eukaryota; Metazoa; Chordata; Mammalia; Primates; Cercopithecidae. Gene Ontology annotation, cellular component: membrane; Golgi apparatus. The record is from RefSeq and is a predicted model, not a curated record. Bases 150 to 953 code for a protein of 267 amino acids.